AUGGCCUCAUGUUCAUUCGGAAAAUCAUCCCAUUUCGCUCUUCCCGCACCUGCCGCCUUCCCUCGCACUCCUCGUUUCCGCUCUCUCACCUUUCUCUUGCCCUUUCUCACUCGCAUGCACCCCCCUCUCCCUGCCUCACCACCUCACCGCCCUCCUCCCUUUGUAACCCGCUUCUCCACCCCCCCGCCUCUUCUCUUAUCCCUCCCUGGCAGGUCUGCACAAGCCAAUGGGAGAGCAGCGGGCGAGCAGCAAGCAACGGGGAGUGCCAAGGCGGGCAGCAGGGCAGCAGCGCCGGCCUCAUCAACGGUUGAGGUUGCAGUAUCGCCCCGCCACCACACUCCACAUGAGCCCCCUCCCCCUCAGGCCUGCACAAGCCAAAGGGAGGGCAGCAGGCGAGCAGCAAGCGAGGGGGGCGCCAAGGCAGGCAGCAGGAGCGCGGGCAGCAGGGCAGCAGCGCCGGCCUCAUCAAUGGUCGAGGUUGCAGCCUGCACAUUGCACAAGCCAAGGGGAGGGCAGCAGGCGAGCAGCAAGCGAGGGGGGCGCCAAGGCGGGCAGCAGGAGCGCGGGCAGCAGGGCAGCAGCGCCGGCCUCAUCAAUGGUCGAGGCCUGCACAAGCCAAAGGGAGGGCAGCAGGCGAGCAGCAAGCGAGGGGGGCGCCAAGGCAGGCAGCAGGAGCGCGGGCAGCAGGGCAGCAGCGCCGGCCUCAUCAAUGGUCGAGGCCUGCACAUUGCACAAGCCAAGGGGAGGGCAGCAGGCGAGCAGCAAGCGAGGGGGGCGCCAAGGCGGGCAGCAGGAGCGCGGGCAGCAGGGCAGCAGCGCCGGCCUCAUCAAUGGUCGAGGUUGCAGUAUCGCCCCGCUACCACACUCCACAUGAGCCCGCUCCCCCUCAGGCCUGCACAAGCCAAAGGGAGGGCAGCAGGCGAGCAGCAAGCGAGGGGGGCGCCAAGGCAGGCAGCAGGAGCGCGGGCAGCAGGGCAGCAGCGCCGGCCUCAUCAAUGGUCGAGGUUGCAGUAUGGCCCCGCCACCACACUCCACAUGAGCCCGCUCCCCCUCAGGCCUGCACAUUGCACAAGCCAAGGGGAGGGCAGCAGGCGAGCAGCAAGCGAGGGGGGCGCCAAGGCGGGCAGCAGGAGCGCGGGCAGCAGGGCAGCAGCGCCGGCCUCAUCAAUGGUCGAGGCCUGCACAAGCCAAAGGGAGGGCAGCAGGCGAGCAGCAAGCGAGGGGGGCGCCAAGGCAGGCAGCAGGAGCGCGGGCAGCAGGGCAGCAGCGCCGGCCUCAUCAAUGGUCGAGGUUGCAGCCUGCACAUUGCACAAGCCAAGGGGAGGGCAGCAGGCGAGCAGCAAGCGAGGGGGGCGCCAAGGCGGGCAGCAGGAGCGCGGGCAGCAGGGCAGCAGCGCCGGCCUCAUCAAUGGUCGAGGUUGCAGUAUCGCCCCGCCACCACACUCCACAUGA
This is a messenger RNA of Closterium sp. Naga37s-1, 1452 nucleotides long. NCBI's taxonomy places the organism in Eukaryota, Viridiplantae, Streptophyta, Zygnematophyceae, Desmidiales, Closteriaceae. The record is from the annotation of a GenBank genome assembly.